AUGAGUUUUGUCACAAUUAUUAUGUCGAAUGAUUGGAAUUGCAUUCACUAUGCGGGCUGACUCAGGGGUGUGUAUAUAGUUCGAAAUAACAUGAAUAAAUGUAAAUUGUGAUAAUAGUGCAGUGGAUAACAACCGGUUAUGGGGCAUCAAAUGCUGGCGUUAGUGUUCGGCGCGAGCCUGUUGGCGGCGGCGCAGUGCGGCCCGCCCGGCAAACCCAACCUCGGCUGGGGCGAGCGCACGUUCGCCAUCGUCGAGGUGAACCAGGCGGCCACCGCGUACAACCAGCUCGUCACCAAGAAGGACGCCGCUGAUGUCUCCGUCAACUGGAACGUGUGGACCGGCGACCCGGCUGAUAAGUCCAGAGUCUUGCUCAACGGCGAAGAAGUCUGGAAAGGUGCUGGCAGCGCUUCAAUGGCCAACUUCAAAGUGAAGAAGGGCGGACGCUAUCAGAUGCAAGUUGAGUUGUGCAACUCCGAUGGAUGCAGCUCGAGCGAGUCGGUGGAGAUCGUUGUGGCUGACACCGACGGUAGCCACUUACCGCCUCUAGAAUUCACCAUCGGAGAGAAGAAUAAGCCAUUCAAGCAGACCUCUGGUAAAGUUGUCGGUGCGUACUUCGUAGAAUGGGGCGUGUACCCGCGAAAGUUCCCCGUAGACAAAGUUCCCGUUCCCAACCUGACCCACUUAUUGUACGGCUUCAUCCCGAUUUGCGGCGGUGAUGGCAUUAACGACAGUUUGAAGGAAAUUGAGGGUAGUUUCCAAGCACUGCAACGCUCCUGCAGCGGUCGGGAAGACUUCAAAGUAUCCAUCCACGAUCCUUGGGCUGCUUUGCAAAAGCCACAGAAGGGCUUAUCGUCCUGGAAUGAGCCUUACAAGGGCAAUUUCGGUCAACUGAUGAUGUUGAAACAGGCCAAACCUGACCUGAAGAUUCUUCCUUCAGUCGGUGGUUGGACCCUGGCUGAUCCCUUCUUCUUCUUCGAUGACAAAGUUAAGAGAGACCGCUUCGUUGGUUCAGUCAAGGACUUUUUACAGACCUGGAAAUUCUUCGAUGGCGUUGAUAUUGAUUGGGAGUUCCCUGGAGGUAAGGGAGCUAACCCUGACCUUGGUGGUCCUAAAGAUGGUGAAAUAUACGUGACACUCAUGAAGGAGCUUAGACACAUGUUGGACGAGUUAUCCGCUGAGACCGGAAAGAAAUACGAGCUGACUUCUGCCAUCAGUGCUGGGUGGGACAAGAUUCAGGUUGUCAACUACAAGGAAGCCCAGAACUACAUGGACCAUAUUUUCGUGAUGAGCUACGACUUCAAGGGAGCCUGGUCCAAUGACACUCUUGGCCACCAGACCUCGUUAUACGCUCCUGAGUGGAAACCCAAGGAGACUUACACUACUGACUUUGGUAUUAGGUAUCUUUUGGCUCAGGGAGUGCAGCCCAAGAAGCUGGUCGUCGGUGUUGCUAUGUACGGUCGUGGAUGGACUGGAGUCCAUGACUACAAGGACGAUAUCCCCUUCACAGGAGUAGCUGAUGGCCCUGUUAAAGGUACUUGGCAGGACGGAGUGGUCGACUACAGGGAGAUUGCCAAUGGAAUUGCCAGUGGUCAGUGGACCUAUCACUACGACAAAGUAGCCCAAGCUCCAUACGUCUUCAAUCCUUCCACAGGAGACCUUGUUACCUACGAUGAUUCGAGGUCAGUCAUCGAGAAAGGCAAAUAUGUGAGGAAUAACAAACUAGGCGGUCUUUUCGCUUGGGAAAUAGACGCUGACAACGGUGAUAUUCUUAACGCAAUGAACAUGGGCCUCGGAAACAGUUCGUGAUUUAAAAAUACACAUUAUAGACGGCAUAUUUCGGCCAGGAUUAUAAAAAGAAAAAAAUAUUUUUAAUCUGUAACAUUAUACGUAAUUUGUCAAAGUGACAGUUGGAAGGGCAGUGAAAAAAGUUUAUAUAGCACAGAUAAUUAAUAUUUUACACCUGGCCGGUUGUGAAAAAUGUGAUCGUAUUUUUAAGUUAGUAUUUAAAAUAUGUCUCGACAUGUGAAGAGAAAAUUAUGUGACUGAAUCAAAAUAUAUAUAAGUAAAAAAAUACGAAUUAAACUAUUAUAAAUGUUA
This is a messenger RNA of Manduca sexta (tobacco hornworm), 2097 nucleotides long. RefSeq names its product chitinase A (gene Chi-h). Lineage: Eukaryota; Metazoa; Arthropoda; Insecta; Lepidoptera; Sphingidae. Gene Ontology annotation, biological process: carbohydrate metabolic process; chitin catabolic process. Gene Ontology annotation, molecular function: chitin binding; chitinase activity. The transcript has 2 exons. The coding region runs from base 139 to 1806 and encodes 555 amino acids. The record is from RefSeq and is a predicted model, not a curated record.